CAUAGUUACAGAACCAACACGCGCUUUAAUUGCUUUUAUUGGUCUCAUCAACGAAUUCCCACCGCAUUUAUCCCCACACACUCUCUCUUUACUCAUUUUGUUUCUUCUGUCUUCUUUUAUCUUUCCUUCUUCAAACUCUUCUCUCUCUCUCUCUCUCUCUAAAAUGGCGAAACUAGUUUUGUUAAUGGCGCUUAGCUUCCUUCCGGCAUUGGCUUUGGCAACCCGUUGGGUGAAGGAUCCCCUUGUAGUUGAAGGCAAAGUUUACUGUGACACAUGCCUAGCUGGUUACGAAACCACCGCCACUACUUACAUCGCCGGCGCCAAGGUGAGAAUAGAAUGCAAGGACAGGGUCUCAAACAGGGUCAUCUACAGCAAAGAGGCCUCAACAGACUCAUCUGGAACCUACAAGACGGUCAUUCCAGAGGACCAUGGUGAUGAGAUCUGUAAUGCUGUGCUAGUGAGCAGUCCUCAGUUCGACUGCGCCACUGCAGCUCCAGGCCGUGAUCGCGCCCUUGUGAUUCUCACCGAGAACAAUGGCAUUGCAACUAAGAACCGUUAUGUCAACGCAAUGGGAUUCACUAGAACUGAUGCACUUGCUGGGUGUGCUGAUGUUCUCAAGCAGUAUGAGGAGACUGAGUAUGGAUACUAGAGAUGUGGUUUUAGUGAAGUUACUAUAAUGAGUAAAUUGUUAUAACUUUGCUUGGCUUGGCAUAUAUAUAGCCUUUUAUAUUUAUCUUUACUUAAGGUUUUCAUAUCUUCUUCUUAUGAAUUUGUGUGUCUGAAAGUUAAAAAAGACCACCCUGUAAUCUUUUUUGUUAAUUGAAUCCACCCAGAAAUUAUUAUUAUUAUUAUUGUUGUUGUUGAUGAA
This is a messenger RNA of Cannabis sativa, 868 nucleotides long. RefSeq names its product protein DOWNSTREAM OF FLC. NCBI's taxonomy places the organism in Eukaryota, Viridiplantae, Streptophyta, Magnoliopsida, Rosales, Cannabaceae. Bases 164 to 649 code for a protein of 161 amino acids. The transcript has 2 exons. The record is from RefSeq and is a predicted model, not a curated record.